CGUUUGGAAAGAGGUUAACGAUACCGGGCUGGAGAAGGAAGGAUGUUUGCAGGGUGUAGUAUAUGAACUGACGAUUGCAAUUUUCUAAAUGGAAGAGACAAAAGAGAACUUAGCGUUUAAAGGUGUCGCUGAGAGACUGACGCUUGGCAUUACUCGAAUACUUGAGAACAUGCCUGGUGUGGUCGACGUGCGUUUCGCAGAGAGGGAGCCUGCAGAGAAGAGGAGCCUGCUGUCAUGGGAGCAGAAAAACACUUGUAUUUUGCCAGAGGACCUGCGAGAUUUCUAUCUGACUACUGACGGGUUCACACUAACCUGGAGCGUUAAAUUAGACGAUGAGUGUGUUCCCUUAGGAUGCAUGAUGAUUAACAGUGUGGCCAGGCUGUGUCCACUGCUCCAACCAGUAUCACUUUUCUCUCUACCCAAUGCCCCUUCACUGGCUGACCUGGACUGGGAGGAGAACAGCGCAGAAUGUGGGUCAGAGCAUGCUCCCGCCGUACCCCAUUUUGAUUCCCGGAGCCGCAUCUUCGAAUUGGAUUCUUGUGGUGGGAAUGGCAAGGUGUGCCUGGUCUACAAAAAGUGCACCCCAGGUGUGGUAGCCCAGCAGAGUGAAAUCUGGUUCCUUGACCGCUCACUGUGCUGGCACUUUCUGACAGCAACCUUCACCUCCUACUACCGACUGAUGAUCACCCACCUGGGUCUGCCUGAGUGGCAGUAUUCCUUUACUCCAUAUGGCCCCAGCCCCCAGGCCAAGCAGUGGGCAUCGCUGUACCAACCGCUGACCUACAGGAGUGAGCUCAGCCUGGCUGAUCCUGCUGGAGAUUCCCAUCUCAACAAGCUGGAUCCUACCAGGGCCUUUAAAGGCAAAGUCAAGGUACCCGCCCCCAAGAAGAAGCAGUCAGCACAGUGCAACUCAGGGAACACUGCCAAGAGCCAAGGCAGCACAGGAAGACAUAGCGGGACAAAGCGGUGAGAAGGUUCCUAUCCGAGGAAGACAUUUCAACCAGCUUUACUGUCUAUAUGACCAACAUGGCUUACAAAAGAGCAGUCAAAAUGAGGCUUUCUGAAGCACUGGGGCUGUCUGGCCAAUUAAACCACCAAAAGAUUCCUUACUGGCAGCCUCAUUUAACAGUGUUCACUACUGACACCUACUGGUAAACAUAACUUAAAGCAGCCAAUAAAGGAUCACUGGCUGCUGCCAUAGCACAAAAAAUACUGACCACAUUAUAGCAAAUUGAACCACUGCUGUAACCAGUAAGGACUCUUUUGGCACUACAUAAGUUUACUGUAGUUGUAUCACUGGCUUGCUGUUGUAAAUAUUUCAUUUUUGAAUGUAUUAUACAACAUUAAUAUUUAUAAUAUAUGAAAUUAUAAGAGAGGUUUGAGAAUGGGUAAAUAACACAUCUCUUUAUGUUUAUGUGACUAUAAAAUUGAAGGAAACAGGAAAAUAAUACUGAGUAGGUUUCAGUUCGACAGUAAAAGUGCUUAUACGAAUGGAUACUGGUAUUUACCAUGUGAAACAUGAAAUUAAAUGAUCACAUUAAUUUACAGGAUGAAAUUGAUCAUGAUUCACCAAAAAUUACUGUUAUUAUGAGACAAGAUACAGAGCUUCAGUAGAAAUAUGUACUGGACAGAUGUGACGGAGCUUCGGUAUUAAACAUUACAUCACUUCAGUGUAUCAAGUGUAUGCAAAUCUGUACCCAAAAAAAAAAAAAAAACCCUACUUCAUGUUACAUUAUCAAAGACUUUAAUAUACCAUCAAGCGAGGCUUCAGUAAUCUAAGUUACUCACUGGCCAAUGUGUCACUGCAGUGCCUCACUGAUACUGUGCUUCCAUGUAAACAAAAAAAAUACAGUUUAGGCCUGCUGAGCCUUUCUAUAAUUACAUCUGCCCUGAUGAUUCCACAUUAAUAGAUACAAGAUUUAAUAUGUUUGAACUCUUGAUGCCAGAAGCAUGUGGCUGAGCAGACUUGAAAAGACAUCUAGGCUGAGCUGUUGGUUUAAGUAUUUUAGAGCUUCAACAUCAAGACACAUACAUUAUAUGCUUUUUUGGCUCGAGGCUGCUGUGUGCUAUAGUGUAUGAGAGAUGAGCAUGUAUAUUAUCUUUGGUUGUGCUGCUGCACCUACCAGCUGUGAGAAGCCAACUCCUACUGUUUAUAUUUUAUUUUAGAAAAGAUAUUUAAGUGCAAUGUAUAGGGGCUGUUUAUUUUUUUCAAUCUACACUGUACUUUCUAAGCUCAUGUAAGUGGUCCCUCAUUGAUUGUUACAAUGAGUGAUACUUGCUAUAUGGUGUCUUCCAAGGUUAUAUCAGCUGCUAUUGCCUCGAUGAUAAAAACAUAAAACAGUUUAA
Messenger RNA from Thunnus maccoyii (southern bluefin tuna), 2346 nucleotides. It is a transcript of the gene tpgs2, whose product is annotated as tubulin polyglutamylase complex subunit 2. The coding region runs from base 89 to 970 and encodes 293 amino acids. The record is from RefSeq and is a predicted model, not a curated record. Gene Ontology annotation, biological process: protein polyglutamylation. The transcript is spliced from 7 exons. NCBI's taxonomy places the organism in Eukaryota, Metazoa, Chordata, Actinopteri, Scombriformes, Scombridae.